Cryptomeria japonica (Japanese cedar) is the source of this 2371-nucleotide messenger RNA. RefSeq names its product argininosuccinate lyase, chloroplastic. Lineage: Eukaryota; Viridiplantae; Streptophyta; Pinopsida; Cupressales; Cupressaceae. The record is from RefSeq and is a predicted model, not a curated record. Bases 469 to 2016 code for a protein of 515 amino acids. Gene Ontology annotation, cellular component: cytosol. The transcript is spliced from 7 exons. Gene Ontology annotation, molecular function: argininosuccinate lyase activity.
CAAAAACACUGUAUACUAACUUUAGUGGCCAUUAAAGAGCCUCUGCAACUGUUUAACAUUCAAGGUUGUGGGGAAUUUCAAGGAACGACCAAAUAGCUCAUACCUCCUUAUGAUCAACAAAUAUCCUUCGAACCAUUGAUUUGGUUCUUUGAUUGGGAAUAUUAAUUCGACUUACUGUUUUUGUCUGUUCUCUCUUUUAUGUCUCUAACGCAUUCUACAUGUUCCACAAAUUAUUUAGGGCGUUCAGUAAAGUUGCGCAACAUUCCAAAUCUCGUCAGAGAAACAUCGUACGGGACAAUGUUUAUGCACGCCGAGGUCUAUGUAAUGCCUCCAAGCUCUCUGGAGUGAAUCUGCACCUUUCACGUUUGGAAAUUUGCAUAACGUCAUUGGACUCACAUACUAUUCCCCACCUUUGAAUGUCUAUUGCUGCUUCCAUUCAAAGCCUUCUUGCCGAGAGAUCAUUAAAGAAUGAAAGGCAUGGCUAGAACUCAGUCAGUGGCGGGGACAUUUCCAAAGGGUUUAAGUAUCAUUCCCAAGGUUGCUGCCGUCAAUAAGAUUAGUGUAUCCCUCAGAAGCCAUAGGCGUGAUAUAAAGAUAUCAUGCUCUGUGGAUGGGAUGGCCAAGUUGGAGAAAGAAGUGAAAUUGUGGGGAGGGCGUUUUGAAGAAAGUGUUACUGAUGCUGUGGAGAAGUUCAGCGAAUCAGUCUCAUAUGACAAGAAACUCUACAAGCAUGACAUCGAUGGCAGCAGAGCUCAUGCUUGCAUGCUUGCCAAACAGGGUCUUAUAACUGCAGAUGAUAGAGAUGCUAUACUGAAUGGUCUGGCUGAAAUUCAGAGAAAUAUUGAAAGUGGAAAAUUUACUUGGAGAGCUGAUAGAGAAGAUGUUCAUAUGAACAUAGAAGCAGCCUUGACAGAUUUGAUUGGAGAGCCAGCAAAAAAGCUUCAUACUGCAAGAAGUCGAAAUGAUCAAGUUUGUACUGAUGUGCGCUUAUGGUGCCGGGAUGCCAUUGAUCGAAUUCUGGGAUGCGUAAACCGCCUUCAGGUGGCUUUGAUCAACUUAGCUAUUCAAAAUGAAGGCUUGAUAAUUCCUGGCUACACUCAUUUACAAAGAGCACAACCGCUAUUAUUGCAACACCUCCUUCUUGCAUAUGUUGAACAGCUUGAACGUGACUCUGGACGGUUGGUUGAUUGCAAAACUCGCUUGAACUUUUCUCCUUUAGGGGCUUGUGCACUGGCUGGUACUGGGCUUCCAAUUGAUAGGUUUGCAACUUCAAGAUCACUAGGAUUUACUGGACCCUUGAGAAACAGUGUUGAUGCAGUGUCUGAUCGGGAUUUUUUACUAGAACUUCUUUCAGCCAAUUCUAUUAUUGCUGUCCAUCUAUCCCGCCUAGGCGAGGAGUGGGUUCUCUGGGCAUCUGAGGAGUUUGGCUUUCUUAUUCCAAGUGAUGCAGUCUCUACAGGAAGCAGCAUAAUGCCACAGAAGAAAAAUCCAGAUCCUAUGGAGCUUGUCCGUGGGAAAUCUGCUAGAGUGAUUGGGGAUUUGACUACUUUGUUGGUACUUUGCAAAGGAUUACCACAAGCCUACAACCGUGAUCUACAGGAAGAUAAGGAGCCUUUAUUUGAUAGUGUGGAAGCUAUCAUAGCAAUGCUUGAGGUCACAACUGAAUUUGCACAAAAUAUUACUUUCAAUUGGGAGCGCAUCUCUAGAUCUCUACCUGCUGGACAUCUUGAUGCUACAACAAUGGCUGAUUACCUUGUAAAUAAGGGUAUAGCCUUCCGAACAUCUCAUGAUAUUGUGGGAAAAGCUGUAGCACUAAGCCUUACAAAAGGAUGCCAACUUUCAGAGCUCUCUUUAGAUCAACUGAGGCAACUACAUCCGGUGUUUGAAGAUGAUGUCUACAGUUUUAUUGGUGUGGAAAAUUGUAUCAAAAAGUUCUCUUCCUAUGGCUCUACUGGCUCCAACUGUGUAUCUGAGCAAAUGAGUUUCUGGUGUGACAAACUAAAUUUGAGCAAAUAAGGAGAAAAGGAUGCAUGCAAAUUAUUUCUUGAAAAUUGCCCACUCAAAACAUUCCCUGUUUUCCAAGUUUGCUUCUUGAUGAAUAUGACAUAUAUCUAAGCAUUUUGAGAUGUUAACAAUUUCCUUGACAAGAGAUAUUAUAAGAAUAUCUUUCAGUGCUUUCUCUAUUUGAAGUACAUAAGACAUAUCCACAUUAUUUAUGGUCCCUUUGUGGGGAGAGCUGAUUAAGGUGGUGUCAACAACUCUAUCCAUAGGCAAGCAAAUCAAUUUCUGUACAACAAAUUUACCUUAAACAAGCUGGAAUAAAAGAAUGCGUUUAUCACGAGAAUGAGAUAACGUCAUGAGUUUACAUAGA